AUGAGAUCCUCGCGUGAGGUGAAGAAGCAUCAGAAUCGUCCGGGUUCUCCUUCUGAGAAGAAGAGUAAGAAGCUUGCUGCAAUAUGUGAGGAGGUAUACAACAAAAACCAUGGAGAGUCGAAAGAUGGAGAUGGUGAGUCUGAAGUUAGGCGGAGCUCUAGGGUCAGGCGGAUACCGUCCUUCCUGGACGCUUCUCCUCCGCCUCCAAAGAAAAGGCGGCGUUUAAAUAGCCACGGGGGUAAGAGGUCCCAAGGGAGUAGUAGUCGAGAGAGAGUGGUGAAGGAGGAGAAUGGUGAUUUGGAGGAUGGAUGGAAAUCCAGAUUGAGGGCAAGGAGGAGGAACGUUGGUUUUCAAGGGAGUGGGAGAGAGAGAGGUGUGGCAAAGGGGAAAAGAAAGCUCGUUUUCCAGAAAGAAAAAUCAGUUGCAAGAGAAAGGGGAGAGGAAAGAGGAGCUUCCAAUGGUGGGAAGCUGAACAAAACAAAAAGGCCAGUGGAAGUUAAUGAUUCUGAAAGUUCAGAAGAUGGGGAAAAAGAGUCAGAUGAUAGUAAUGCUGAAGAUGAGAGUGCUAGCGAGUCAGAGGAAUCAAUGCAGGCUGAUAGUGAAGCUGAAGAGGGGGAUGAGAAGAAGAAGAAGAAGAAGACUACUAAAAGGUCCGUUGUUUUAGAGAGUGAAAAUGAAGCUGAAGUUGAUGGGACGGAGACCGAGAGUGAGGAUGGAGCAGACGGUACUGAGAAUGAGACUGAGGAUAGUGAUGAAGAGGGGGAAAGUGAGACACAGGGUAGUGCAGAGAAGACAGGAAGUGAGAUUGAAGCUGAUGCGGAUGGAACAAUAGCAGAUACUAAAGUUGGAAUUGAAGGCGUGGAAAAUGAGAAUGGGGAUCAAAUGGAAGGAUUGGAAAAUGAGAUUGAGAUGGAAGUUGAAGGAACUGAGAGUAAGGAGGUGGGUGUAAUGGUUUCUGAAAGUGGAAAUUGCUUUGGUAUACUAGGGGAUGAUAGUGGUUUUGCUGAUAAAGUUGAGAAAGAUAAAGGAGAUUCUUUACAUCCUGAAGCACUAGGGGAAGCUUGCAUCGAGGUUAAUGAGAGUUUGAAGCAGAAUGAUGACAUUGGAGAACAAGGUGUUUCUAGAACACCAUCUACCGAUAAGACCAAAGAGCAUAGUGAGUCUCUUGAUAGAGAGGGUGAAACUGUGGAAAUGCUUGACGAGUUGCCCAUUCAGAAUGAAAUUUGCAACGAGGUAGUUGACUCAAUUUGCACUUCAUCAGAUAAGCUUGGUAAGCCUCUCUUGAAACAAGCUAGACGCUGUGGUUUAUGUGGAGUUGGCACUGAUGGCAAACCCCCGAAGAAGUUGAUGCAAGAUAAUGCUGACAGUGACAUAGAGGCACAUAGCGGGUCUUCAUCUUCAGAAGAGCCAAACUAUGACAUAUUGGAUGGUUUUGGCGAUGAUCCUGGAUGGCUUGGCCGUCUAUUGGGCCCUGUAAAUGAUCGUUAUGGAAUUUCUGGUACUUGGGUUCAUCAGCACUGUGCCGUAUGGAGUCCCGAGGUUUACUUUGCUGGAGUAGGACGCUUAAAGAACAUAAGGGCGGCACUUUAUAGAGGGAAGUCAUUAAAAUGCACUCGCUGUGCAAGACCUGGAGCAACCAUCGGUUGUCGGGUUGAUCGAUGUCCAAGAACCUAUCAUCUGCCUUGUGCACGAGCUAAUGGUUGCAUCUUUGAUCACCGUAAGUUUCUCAUUGCUUGCACAGACCAUAGGCAUCAUUUCCAACCCCAUGGUCGUCAGUGUCAAGCCAGAAUGAAGAAGAUGCAAGCCAAGAGGAUGCGAUUGGAGAUGAAGAAACACUCAAAUGAUGCCUGGCGUAAGGAUGUGGAAGCGGAAGAAAAGUGGUUAGAGAAAUGUGGUGAAGAUGAAGAGUUUUUAAAACGUGAAAGCAAGAGACUACAUCGAGAUCUGUUAAGAGUUGCUCCUGAGUAUAUCGGAGGCUCUGAUUCUGAGAAUGGAAAGGCAUUUGAGGGAUGGGACUCUGUUGCUGGGCUUGAGGGUGUAACUCAAUGUAUGAAGGAGGUUGUUCUUUUACCCUUGCUAUAUCCAGAAUUCUUUGACAACCUUGGACUUACACCUCCACGAGGUAUCCUCUUGCAUGGACAUCCUGGAACUGGAAAAACUCUUGUGGUUCGAGCGCUGAUUGGUUCCCUUGCUCGUGGUAAUAGACGGAUUGCCUACUUUGCCCGCAAAGGGGCAGACUGUCUGGGAAAAUACGUUGGUGAUGCGGAGCGCCAGUUGAGGCUCUUAUUUCAGGUCGCUGAAAAAUGUCAACCAUCCAUCAUAUUUUUUGAUGAAAUAGAUGGUCUCGCUCCCAAGCGGUCAAGGCAGCAAGAUCAAACACAUAGCUCCGUCGUAUCCACAUUGCUCGCUUUAUUAGAUGGCUUAAAGUCGCGUGGCUCAGUGGUGGUCAUAGGUGCAACAAACUAUCCUGAUGCUAUCGACCCAGCAUUAAGAAGGCCUGGGAGGUUUGAUAGGGAGAUCUAUUUUCCACUGCCAGCAGUCGACGAUAGGGCUGCAAUCAUCUCACUCCAUACUAGGAAGUGGCCCAAGCCGGUGUCUGGAUACUUACUCAAGUGGAUUGCUAAAGAAACUGCCGGAUUUGCUGGGGCGGAUAUACAAGCUCUCUGCACACAAGCUGCCAUGAUUGCCUUAAAUAGGAGUUUUCCUUUGCAAGAAUCUUUGGCCGCUGCAGAGUUGGGAAUAUCUAGUAGUAAUCAUGCUGCUCUUCCAUCCUUCUCAGUUGAAGAAAGAGAUUGGUUGGAAGCUUUAUCCCGCUCCCCACCUCCAUGUUCACGUAGAGGAGCAGGAGUAGCAGCUAGCGAUAUAUAUUCUUCUCCUCUUCCUGUUUACUUGGUGCCUUCUUUAUUGCUGCCGUUGUGUUCUCUACUGGUUGCUUUUCAUCUUGAAGAACGCAUCCUGCUACCACCUCUUCUUUCCAAAGCUGCAGUUGAUGUCAAAAAUGUGAUCCGUUCUGCUUUGAGUGACAAGAAGAUAACUGAGGGUUGUUGGUGGUCUCAUGUUGAGAGCCUUCUCCAGGAGGUAGAUGUUGUAAAAGAUAUAGCUCAAAGACUGUCUUAUGCUGGGUUACUGGAAGGAGGAUGUGACUUGGUUAGAUCUGUUGCAAGCACCCCUGGUGCUGGCGACUGUAGUUUGGGUCCUGCACAAUUCAUAGGACACAGAGUCGGCCGACAUCCUGGACUUUUGGGAAAUGCUUCUGUAGAAUCAAUGAGCAAGUCAGGGUUCCAACUGCUUAUUGCUGGAGGACCUAAAUCUGGUCAACGACAUCUUGCGUCUUGUAUCUUGCAAUGUUUUAUUGGAAAUGCAGAGAUGCAGAAGAUAGACACAGCAACAAUUUCACAAGAAGGAAAUGGGGAUCUGGUGCUAGGCGUAACUCACUUGUUAAUUAAAUGUGCUAGCAGGAAAUCAUGUGUGGUAUUCAUGCCAAGGAUUGACUUGUGGGCUGUGGAGGCAGAAACUCCUUCUAAUGAGGAGGUCGAGUGUGAUGAUGAUUCUGUUAAAGAAAAUUCUUCUCCCGUUUGUCUAGAAACGGUAGAGAAAAUGGAGGUGCAGAAUUCUGCUCGAGUUUCACGUGCUUGGAACACAUUUUUGGAGCAAGUAGAAUCAUUGCGAGUUUCCACAAAGAUGAUGAUUCUGGCUACUUCAAGCAGGCCCUACAAACUCCUGCCUCUUAAGAUACAACAGUUCUUUAAGACCGACCUAUCAAAGGAGUAUCAGCCAACUAUGUCUGAGGCUGUUCCACAAUUCACUGUACAAGUUGUUGAAAAUUCCGACCAGGAUAUGGCCAUUGACCUGUCUGCUACUGAGUUGUCAAGGCGGGCAAUCCAAGUGUUUCUUCAUUUGGUGCAUCAGGAAACCCAUACUCAGUAUGAGUUACAGAAGAAAUACAAAAGAGAGGAUCCUGACCAGGGUUGCAGAGAUGCAACGUAUCCAAAUAAUGCUGAUCAUGGUGCAGAGGAAGAGGCAGCUGUUAAAUCAAAACCACUUAAUGAUGGUUCCUUAAAAGUGCCAACAUUACCUAUCAGCGUAAAUGUGAAAACAAAAUCAAGCCUUCAGUUAGCUGUAUCCUCAUUUGGUUAUCAAGUUCUACGGUAUCCUCAAUUUGCUGAGCUUUGUUGGGUGACAUCAAAGCUUAAGGAAGGGCCAAGUGCAGAUGUUUCUGGUCCUUGGAAAGGAUGGCCGUUUAAUUCGUGUAUCAUUCGUCCACUUAAUUCAUCAGAGCAAACUAUUACUGCUUCCGGUUCCAACAAUGUGAAAGGCAAAGACUUAUCUGGCAUUGUCAGAGGCCUCGUUGCUGUUGGAUUAUCAGCGUAUAGAGAAACCUAUGUAUCACUGAGGGAAGUCUCCUUUGAGGUACGGAAAGUUCUUGAGCUCUUAGUUGGGCGGAUCAAUGUAAAAAUCGAGGCUGGAAAGGACAGAUGUCGAUAUAUCAGAAUUCUGUCUCAAGUUGCUUAUCUGGAAGAUCUGGUCAAUAGUUGGGUAUAUGCAAUGCGAAGUUUCGAAUCUAAUGCUCAAACAGAAGGUACGAUUCCAUUGAACAAGGAGCCAACUGAGCAAGGAACAUCUGAUCAAUCAAAAGAGCCAGAGGAAGACCCAAAAGAAGAAACCCAAAAUAUGCAUUGUCCAGUAGCAUCUAGUGUUCUUACAGACAAUCAUCAGCCACUGGUAGAGAUUACAAAUGCACAUACCGGAACAAGCCCUGAACCUUUUGAAGAUAGCGGACCUCCUACGACCCACAGUACGGAUGGGUUAACUUUGGUCAAAGAGAAUGGCGAUGUCACUUCGAAGACUGAAAUGAUGAUUGAGGAUUCAGGAGUAAGUUCCUUUCCUCAGGCUGGUCUUCUUGAUCUUAACUCUGCUGCAGCUGGCGAUGGACAAGAUGAAACUCACCAUGGAUCGUGCGAUGUAGAAACUAGAGGAGUGGCCACUGCUAUGCAAGGAAAAUCUGAUUCCCAAAACAGUAUCACCCUGAAAGAUCCCCACAAAUCAGCCGACUCAUAUACUGGUGAAGCGCCGGUCGGAGUUAAUGGCUCAGAAUCUGCGAACAACGUAGCCGAACCAGUUAAACCUUCAAGCACUAGUCCUAUCGACGAACCUAGUUUGGUGUGUUUGUACCGCUGCUGCUCCCAGUGCGUCUCCAUCCUCCAAGAUUUAAUGCAUAAAUUAGUUACUAGAGAAUUGAGACUUGGUAAGAGUGACAUCACAACAGAUGGUGUACACGAUGCAGUGUCUUCGUUAUCAGUGGAGAUUAUCGCUGCUGUUAGAAAAUUCAUCUCUUCCAAGAACAAGGGAGCUACUACGGAGGAAGCAAAUGUUGAAGAUCAAGCAUGUUCUUGCAAAAGCUUACCCGGAAAUUUUCUUGCCUCGGUCGAGUGUUGUAGUCAUUCUUCUGAAGAGCAAAUGGAUUUAGAUAAAGCUAAUACAUAUCCAAGCCCUAAGACCUGGCUUGAACCAGUAUUCGUUUUCAGAGAUGGAAUAUUGGUUCCGGUGAGUACUACUGAAGACGAUAUCGUUUUGCACUGUAAAUAUGAUACUUUCUGCCUUGCUUCUCUCAUACAGUUGAUUGCAACUGAAAUGAAGCUUUUUUAG
Microthlaspi erraticum is the source of this 5646-nucleotide messenger RNA. The record is from the annotation of a GenBank genome assembly. NCBI's taxonomy places the organism in Eukaryota, Viridiplantae, Streptophyta, Magnoliopsida, Brassicales, Brassicaceae.